AAUAACAUUAACAACAACAAUAAUAAUAAACAAUAAUAGUAAUGAUAAACACAGAGAGAGAGAAUAAUAGGAUCCAAGAGAAACACGUGAUGCACAACCCCAUUACUCACCACCCAGUGACUGAUGCCCAGCACGUCCCCAGGCAUUCAUCAGCCCCUUCUAGUUAAAUCCUCCAGUAUAUUCUGGGCAUGAUAUUCUGUGGCAUGGAACUACCCUCUGGGUAGUUUGGACCAGCUGCUCUGGCCAUGCUCCCUCCUGGAUUCCUGUGCAGCUCCUCAGUGGCAGAACAUGAGCAACAGAAAAGAAAAAUCCUUGUCUUGGAGUAAGCCACUACUUAACAACAGCUCCGACAAGUCUGUGUUAUCAGCAUUAUUCUCAUACUAAGUCCAACUCUGUGCUGGCUACUAUGAAGAAAAUUAACGCAGUCCUAGACAGAAUCAGGACAGCAGCUGAUUGCUUCCUCCCCCUCCCCUGCUUCUGACAGCUCAGCACACAUGGAACUUGAUGACAUCACAGACCUUGGAAUGUUGGUGGUUCCAGGUUUCCCCAGAGCCUGAGGUUUGUGGCUCUCCUCUCCCUCCUGAACACCUCCUGAUCCUGGUGUUCUGAACAGAGGGAUUUUGGUGGCCACAACAAGCACUGCUGAAGCUGCAGAAGGUGGCACACUGCUUGUCAGUGUCAACAGCCUGCAUGGCCUGCACUCCAGGAACACAAUUUGGAUUCUCCUGCUUACUGCAGCUGAGAGCAUCCUGAAAAAUGUCAAAGCCAUUUCGCAUCUUUGGGCUAAUGAUGAUGGUCUACCCAGAAUCUCAAGGUUUGCAAGGUGAUGAUAACAAUGAUGGUGGUGAUGAUGACAGCAAAGAAUCAGGGAACUCCUGCCAUUCUGACGUUCCUUCACCCUUGUGCAAGAGCAGCGACAGCAGAGAUGAAAAUAAGACAGAGGGUCAGGGAGAACCCACACUUUUCGUAACUCCUGGGGAUUCUUACAUGGUGAAAGAUAAACAGAUGGAGUUGGCCAAGCAGGCGGUGGAGCUUGAGAAGGAAGAUCAGGAGCUUCAGGAACCAUUUUACAAAGACAUGGGAAUGUCUGGCAGAUUGGAUGGAGAUGAUGAGCCCAGCCCAGCCUACCACCUUCCUGGGCAUCAGAGGUUGCCUGCCCCCCAAAAGGCCGGUACAGCACCAAGUGGCUUCCAUGACUCUUUCCAGCACAGCUCAGGCCAGCACUUGGGGACAGAGGCCGCUGCCACACAGGCCCAUGCCAGUGACCAUUUUGUGGGACACCCAGAGACCACCACGGGAGCGGAGCCCCACGUGCUGCACGGGGAGGAUGGCGAGGAUGGUGAGGACAGACAGUCCCUGUCCCUGAAGCCAGCGUAUGACUUGCUGUGGCAGGAGAACAGCAUGCUCAGGUCGGAGAACGAAAUGUUCAGGAGCGCGAACAUCAUGCUCGCAGCGGAGAACUUCACACUCAGGCAGGCGUUCAAAGAGCUCACGAAGGACAGGGCUGUGUUCAUGGCCGAGGACAUGGUGCUCCGGGAGGAAUACGACGUGCUCAGGGAGCAGUAUGACAGGCUCGGGGGUGAGAAUGAUGCACUCAGGAAGGACAAUGUCAUGGUCAGGAGAAUGUUCCAGACCUUCCAGAACAACUUGAAGAGACAGGUGUGCAUGGUGGCGAGCUUGCAGGAUCAGCUGAAGGCCAGCCAGGCUGAGCGGGAGAGGCAAGUCCAAGAGCUCCAAUCCUUAGUCCAGGAGACUGAAUGUCAUCUUCAGAUAAUGACCCAGCGGGCUCUGAAUGCCGAAACAAACAUGGAGAGGCUGAAGCAGAAGAUCUUUAUUCUCCAAGGACAGCUGGAGAGAUGCAAGCUGGGGAAUGAAAACCUGAGAACAGACUGGUCUAGAAGCAGUGAAACAGAACUUAGGCUUCACCAGGCAAAACCCCCACGAGCUCAUAAUGGGCAAAGAUGCCUCCCUCAGGUAGUUCCUGCCUCAGAAAUGCUGCCCAUUGUUACUGAUGUCCUUGAAUCCACCAGAAAAAUUCUCAAAUUUUAAGCAAAGAAAGAUCUAUGAGUGCAGUUCUUUGUGAGUUCUAUGGAUCCGUGCACGGUCCGAGGCCAUCGUUCUCCCACUUGUAACCAUCUACUGCAAAUAAAAGCAUUUACUUUGCCACUGUCAAAUGUGUGUGCUCACACUGGUAGCCUUCAUCCUUUACGGAAAUACUUUCCUUGUGGUUAGGUACCAAUUGCAGGUACUGGUGUGACUUUAGCUGCUGAUACUCUGUUCGGGCUCUGUGGAGCCAGCAGCAAAGGCUGCCCAGGCUCUGAGCUGCACGGUCCAGCCUUGGUGGACUCUGCAAGAGGCUCUGCCACAGCCCGGCUGACAUGAGCUUCCAUGUGGGAGCUAGGAGGAAGCACAGGAUGCAGUGCUCUUACACAGUGUGCUCAUCCCACCCCAUAGCUGUACCAGCCUGAACUGGAGAUGAACAAAGCCCUUGUAUUUCAUCUUUGUCCUUUGCCCCUUUUUGGGAAGGGGGGGAAGGUGGGGAGCAGAGAUCCAGGUGUUGCUGCACAUGGUUUCGCAGAGGGCCUUGGGUCCUCCUCCCUUUCUUUUGGAGCUGGCUGCUGCCGGGGCCAGAAAUCCAAAAUCUCUAGAAAUGGUGCACCUGUUUCUGCAGCUGGAGAAAGAGAGAUGUUGGUUGUAGAAACUUCCAGGAAAUUGUGAAUUACUCAUAU
This is a messenger RNA of Melospiza georgiana, 2729 nucleotides long. RefSeq lists its product as uncharacterized. NCBI's taxonomy places the organism in Eukaryota, Metazoa, Chordata, Aves, Passeriformes, Passerellidae. The record is from RefSeq and is a predicted model, not a curated record. The transcript has a single exon. Gene Ontology annotation, cellular component: midbody; recycling endosome; ciliary basal body. Bases 757 to 2049 code for a protein of 430 amino acids. Gene Ontology annotation, biological process: regulation of cytokinesis; positive regulation of cilium assembly; positive regulation of protein localization to cilium.